AUGGCGGCAAUCAACUUAAGACGUCUUCUGGCUGUAAAGAACAAUAUAAUUCGUUUGCUGUUGCUGGAAAGACGUCAAAAGCGCUUAAAUAGGUACAAAAAACGGUUCUCAGUUAGACAGAUUUAUGCAGAACGAAAACAGAAAGGCGAAUAUCAUCUUCUUGUCAAAGAGCUUAUGCUUCAUGAUCAAGAAUAUUUUUUUAACUGUUUUCGGAUGUCGCCAACUACGUUUGAACAAUUACUGUCUUGGAUAGGACCACUUCUCCAAAGAGCUACCACUAAAAUGCGUGAGCCAAUUGGCCCUAGCGAGAGACUGUGUGUUUGCUUAAGGUACUUGGUUACUGGUGAUGCCCAGGUUACAAUUGCUGCAAGUUACAGGAUAAGUGCUGCAGUUGUGGGAAGGAUUAUCAAUGAAACUUGUGAACUGUUGUGGAACACUCUGAUUGAAAAAGGUUAUGUUAAGCACCCGUCAACAGAGAAUGAAUGGAAAGUAAUUGCCGAAGAGUUUGAGACUUGUUGGAACUUUCCUCACUGUGUAGGUGCCAUAGACGGUAAACAUGUUUUAAUGCAGGCUCCGGGUAAUUCAGGAUCUGCUUACUUCAACUACAAGAAAACGUUUAGUAUUGUUCUUAUGGCUGUGUGUAAUGCCAAGUAUCAGUUUACUUUAGUCGAUAUUGGAGACAUUGGACGACAAAGCGAUGGUAGUGUCUAUGGUUGCAGUCAUUUAGGUUAUGCCAUUGAGAAUAAUCUACUGAACAUUCCAAGUGAGAGCAAGCUAACUAAUUCAGAGAAAGUCCUGCCAUACGUGUUUAUUGGUGAUGAUGCGUUUGGUUUAAAAACACACAUGAUGAAGCCUUUCCCUUCACAAAACUUACCACUUGACCAACGUGUAUUUAAUUAUAGAUUGUCGCGGGCACGAAGAGUUAUUGAGAACACAUUUGGUAUAGCAGCCAGUAGGUUCAGAAUAUUCCGCAAACCAAUCAUUGCAAAUGUGGAGAAGGUUAUUUUGGUAACGAAAGCCGUUGUUGCUCUCCACAAUUUUCUUAUGACAAUUAAUUCAUCAAGGGACAAUUAUAAAUACUGUCCCAGGACCUUCAUGGAUCAAGAUGGACCUUCGGGGUUAAGAGCUGGGGAAUGGAGAAAAGAUAGAAAUGCAGUUUUGGGGUUGCAGCCAAUUUCCAGAACUGGUUCAAACAACUAUUCAAGAGAUGCUGCUUCAGUUAGGCAAGGAUUUAAAGAUUAUUUUGUCUUUGAGGGAGCAGUGGAAUGGCAAUGGGAAUUAGUAAGUCGCACCGUUAUUCCCUAUGAUGCAUUUUUGGAUAGAUUAACUCAACCCAUGUAG
Molecule: messenger RNA, 1341 nt
Organism: Paramuricea clavata
Lineage: Eukaryota; Metazoa; Cnidaria; Anthozoa; Malacalcyonacea; Plexauridae
Source: the annotation of a GenBank genome assembly